Amphibalanus amphitrite is the source of this 1030-nucleotide messenger RNA. Its product is annotated as apolipoprotein D-like. The coding region runs from base 321 to 968 and encodes 215 amino acids. The transcript is spliced from 6 exons. NCBI's taxonomy places the organism in Eukaryota, Metazoa, Arthropoda, Thecostraca, Balanomorpha, Balanidae. Gene Ontology annotation, molecular function: pigment binding. The record is from RefSeq and is a predicted model, not a curated record.
UGGACAGGAGGUGGCAGUGUUGAGCAGUGUUCAGCGGAAGAACUGCUGGAGCGGAAUAAUUGUUGGAGUGAGAAUUGCUGGAGCGAGCAGUGCUGAAGUGAGGUGUGUUGAACGGAAGAAUUGUUGGACUGAGAUAAAGUACAAUCCAGCUGCUGGCACAUACUAAAAACAGGAAGAUUGAUUGUUCAAUGCAACAUACCCGCUAGAAUGAAUCUUAUGGAUUAGCCGAUAAUCCUUAUUCCCAACCUCCACAGUCCUUCUGUGAACCUAAUCUUAAAAUUCAGUUACGCCUGCCCAGCGCUCCCAUUGGCCGCUGGAUAAUGACGUCACUCAGUCAGCUGGCGACGGCCGUGACCUGGCUGCUGCUGCUGACCUGUGGUCACGUGACCCAUGCCCAGGUGGAGUUUCCCGGACCGUGCCCACCCACUCCGGUCAUACACGACUUCGACUGGUACAGGUACCUGGGUCGCUGGAAUGACGUGUUCCGGUACUUCGUCUUUUACCAAGAGAUCGGUAAAUGCUGGAGUGGCACCUACACCAUGGAUAGACGAGGUCAGGUCAGUGUGACCCUUAGACUCCGCGACAAACUGCUGGGAAAGCCGCUGAAAAUCACUGUAAACGUCGACCAACAGAGUCCGUAUACACCCAACAAACUCUACUACUCCGUACCGGGUCUACCAAUUCUGAGGGAUAAUUACGAGGUUCUAAGGACCGACUAUGACAACUGGACGAUCGAGUACUCCUGUCGAGAAAAACCCUUCGGAAGGCACGCGCAGCAAGUAUGGAUUCUCACCCGAUCCCCCCACCCGAGCCGGGCCGUUCUCCAAGAAGCCUUCUACGCUCUCAAACAGCUGAGGAUUCGUCUGAGACCAUUGCGACCCUCAGAUCAAUCGUGUUCACUCAGAGGGAAGCCAAUUCAUAUAUAUGGUAGGAGCCUUCAGACCGGUAAUGCAACAGUGGUAACGUGAUUUUUGACGUUAUGGUAAGAUGAUGGGGAGUUAUGAUUAUUGAUUAUGUCGACGCUUAUGAU